Messenger RNA from Anopheles bellator, 6093 nucleotides. RefSeq lists its product as uncharacterized. The coding region runs from base 1 to 6093 and encodes 2030 amino acids. The transcript has 2 exons. Gene Ontology annotation, molecular function: sequence-specific DNA binding. Gene Ontology annotation, cellular component: nucleus. The record is from RefSeq and is a predicted model, not a curated record. Gene Ontology annotation, biological process: regulation of transcription by RNA polymerase II; regulation of mRNA processing. NCBI's taxonomy places the organism in Eukaryota, Metazoa, Arthropoda, Insecta, Diptera, Culicidae.
AUGGACCACCAUGGACUAUAUGCGGACAUCUCGAACAGUUUCCCCGGCGCGGCUGGUCUACCGAGCACGAGCGUGAAGUACCAGCUUCACAAUCCACCGCAGAUUCCACCCCAGCCGCCUCCUGUGCCAGGACCGGGGCCGACCCUGGGUUCCCGUCCGUUCCAGUACCACCAUUCGCAGCAGCAACCAUCAUCCCUGAACUCCCUGCUCCAAUCCCAAUCCGGAGUGGUGACCGGGGCUUAUGGCCAGGUGCAGGAGACUAGCGGUGUUGCCCACCACCAGAUCCACCAGCGGCAUGCUGCUCAGCAACCGGCAACUCAGCGGCAACAUCCCGAACCGAACCAUCGCACGGUAAACGGUGGCGGCAACGUGGGAGCUGACCUCUACCCGAACGGAACGGUCGGUUUAUUCGAGGCCACCAGCAACACGAACAGCAGCGGCGUUAAUUUACAGACCGGUGGCGGCGUCGGUGGCAACCAAAACAGCAGCUACAGCUCAAGCGUGACGAACAGUUCGCGCAAAUACGAGACAAACACAGGGGACAGCAUCACAUACAACAUCAAUAACAUCAACACGAACAUUGUGAACAACAUUAGCGCCGGCCACCAGACUGGCCCACCGGCGGUGGCGGCGAUCGCCAACGGUGCUGGUGGUGGUGGUGGUGUUGGGGGUACUGUCGAUUUCCUCUGCGGCGGUUUAACGACCGGCGGAUCGCAGUACGGUACCGGCGGGGCCGGCACAGCCGCUUCCGGGGCGAUCGCGGUGAACGGCGGCAGUGCUACGGGCACGGGUGCAAGCAAUCCGACGAUCAUCAACAUUAGCAAUAACAAUCACAACAUAAUGGCCCCACCGUACCCCGCGUACCACGGACCGCCGUAUCAGAAGCCGGCGUCGGUCGGUGGAAAGUAUUCGGCGGUGGCGGUCGGAGGUGGUGGCGGCGGCAGCGCGGGUGCCACUGGAUGGACGGAGUACGCCAACCAUCACCACGAAGCGUCCGUGAUCGGGAACUUCGAAGCCAAGAAUCCCAACAAGUAUCACCCCACGAUGGCCGCAGGAACGGGAGGUGUCGGAAGUCGUAUGACCGGCGGUGGCGGCGGUUACCGGUAUGCAUCCGAGUACGUGAGUCAGCAGACGGGUCAGCCGUCGUCAGGGCAGCAGCAGCAGCAGCAGCAGCAGCACGGUGCGCAUUACGCACCGCAAGGCGCAGGAUAUGGAUUGUACCAUCCGGAGGGGGUGCAAGCGACGCCGGUCCAACAGUCGGCCCCGGGUGCCGUAGGUUACGACGCGUAUCCUCACAUUGUGCGUAACAAGUACACGUCCGGCCCGUCGGUCAUGGGACCACACAUCGCGGGAGGAUCACGAGCCACCAGCUCCGAUCUCAUGUACAACGAACGAUCUCAGCGCUACGUCAGUAGCUAUGGCAGCGGAAACGCGUACCUUUCAUCGCCUGCUGGCGCCCACAGCCAGGCGGUCGGUGUUCCAGGACCUACCACCGGUCCGUUCUACCCGUCAAUGGUGCCGGGAGCGAAGGGCAUGAUGAGCGCGGGACCGGAGUACUACGGCAAUUCGUACGUGAAGCAGCUACCAGCGCACCACGGCCAUCAUCACCCAUCGAACCACACACCGUACAUACCACCGAAUCGUAUGGCGUAUGCGAGCGCAGGCCAAACCCCGAAUGCCAACUACCACCCUCACCCACAUCACCCGCAUCACGUUUCCCACCCACACAAGGGCACGGUGAUCGGUGGUGCGGGUUACGGCUACAGCUCAAACGGUGCCAGUUCCUCCUCCUACGACGAUCCGUACCAUCAGCGGCAACCGAUGGCCCGUGUGCCUCUGCCCGGCCAUCCGUAUACCAACGAUCCGCAUCAUCAUCCGGUCCACGCAGCAACACAGUACGCUAAUCCGCCGCUGCCAGCGCAAUCAACCGCAGCCAGCUAUCAUCACCCAACGUCGAUCGGCCUCGGCGGCUACCCGAACCCGAAGCUGACCUUCAGUAAGAACGUGAACGAUUUCUACUCACCCAACGUGGCUUCGGGGGCUUCGCAGCAGCAGCAGCAGCAGCAGCACUACGGUGCACCAGUUUCUGCGAUGCAACCGACCAGUGGCGGACAUCCCGGGGCUCACUAUGGGGUUAAGUAUACCUCGCAGACGAUCGUACCGCCACAUAAGGUGCCCCCGAGUAGCGGCGCGGUGGUCAGUAAACAGACGAGCUGUUACUACGACACACCGAACCCGGUGAUCGACAUGAACCAUCCGCUCAUUGAUCUGGAGGAACAGAUCAACAGUGUAAAGAUCCUUAAAAACCCUCCCAAUGCGCUGGCCGGUGGCGGGUAUGAAACGAUCCAUCCGAUCAACUACGACUGUCAGCAGAUGUACCUACAGAAUCGCUAUUUGCACGCAAAACCGGCCACCUCGACCGCCGGUGGUAACAGUGGCGGGUACAGCAGCGGUGGUCUAUCGACCACCGGUGGUAGCCUGCAUCACCCGCAGCGUCAUCUGUAUCCCCGUCAUCAUCAGCCCCAUCAUCCGGAAGCGGUGGGGGCUUUCGGAGCGUACACAACGAUCGAGGACCUCGAACUGUUGCCGAGAAGCUUUGCGCUCGAUGACAGUCUGAAGGAUAAGAACCUUCGCGACUAUCUGACCAGCUGGAACGAGACGGAAGAGGAGGACCCGAAUGCGGCGAAGGGAGUGCCGAAGGAAGCUAACAAUAACUUAAGCACUCAUCGGAACUUUGAGACAUACAACUAUCCACAACAGCAACAGCAGCACCAACCGUUAGUAGCUACCUCUACUGCACCGCAACCAAGCAUCAGCCCUGCAACCGUCAAGCCACCGACCGUGGCCAUAGCUUCGCCGCAGCCCGCAAACCCGGAGGAAGCACUGGCGAAACCUGCACCAGCGUGUGCCGUUACCGGCCACACGGGCGUAAUCGUGGCCAACGUGCAGAACACGGGCAAUCUGCCGGACAUUCUGGUCGAUAUCGAGAAGCCGGCGAAACCCGACGAACCCGAGGGUAAGGACGACGAAAAGCUGUACAUUCUCGAGACGUACGAUGUGCCACACUCGGAGCUGAACAAGUACAAACACCUGAACGUCAUCAACGAGCUGCCGAAGAAUGUGGUGCCCAUCAACGAUAGUGCCGAUUCGCUCAAGUUCCUCGAGGAGAUCGAAUCGAACCGGGAAAAGUACUACCAAACGGAGCUCGAGUCGGAGGUGGUGUACGAGGAUCGCAAGAUGGAGGAGAAAGUAAAACCGGAAGAGCUGGAAGAGGUGGAAGAUGAAACGGCCAGCGAAGAGGAAUCGGACCGGGCGAAGGUUGAUCCAAAGUCCGUCGAGGUCGAAAGCACGGUUCAGGAGGAAGAUUUGCUGCCAGAGCAACAGGAAGCGGUUGCUCGGGAGCAAUCACAGCAAUCACAGCAACCAGAGCACGAAUCUGACAGUCAACACGAGGAAGUGGUGAACGAAGAAAACUCCUGCGAAGAACACACAUCUCAGGAAGCUUCGGAAGAGAUGGUGGUGGCCAAGCCAAGUGACACGAGUCCUCAAGAGACUCAGCACCACCCGGAGGCCCAACCGGGGGAAGAAAACGUGAGCUUCGAACCGGUGGUAAAUGAAGAACCGUUCAAAAUGCCACGCUGUUACCCAAAGUAUCGCAAACGGCGCUUCUACGACUACGAUAUGCCCCGUUUCCCGAAGAAAGCCCGUCGGUCAAGCAUCGAAGAGUUUAUCAAUUGUGAUAUGCCGAAAUUCAAAGUACAAACGUUCAGGCGAAACCCGAAAAGCCUGUCCAGUCUCCUGUUGGACACGCUCAACUCGAAGCCAUUCAGGCGCUGGGCCAAACACGAGCUGGAGCAACGACAGGAGCAACGUUCACAACAGCAAGAGAUCGGGCCGGUUGCUAUGGUAGAAUCGCAGGAGUCUCUGGAGCAGCGUGCUGAGGACCAAGUUCCGGAAGAAGUAGUAUUCACGGAACAGGAGGAACCACCGUCGACUGUCGAUGGGGUGAUUGUGCCGUCCCUGAAAGAUCUCUGCUAUCAGCGAAUUGAUGCGCUGGAUUUGUACUUGCAGCCAGAACCUCUGAAGGAACUGUGCGAAAAGGUGAUUUGCGUUAACAAGCACCUGUACAUCAUCGAGGAGCUCAAGAGUGAGCCACCGCGGCUGCAGGAUCUCUGCAAGAGUGUGCUGAGUGAGACCAACAUCUUUAUCGAUGUGACCGAUAAUGGUGCGGUGUGCAUUAUCGACAGCACUGACGAUGGCGGCGCGGUAAAAGAAUCGUCUCCGGCCGGCGGUCGAGUGUUUAUCGUUGAAGAAGACCGUGGAACGAUUGCUGAUCUGCUGCGCGAAAGCGUACAGCUGCAGGAGGAAGACCUCGUGGUGAUGCGGCAACAUUCGGAGGACGACUGCGAGGAUCACGAGAUCUUUAUGGCCAACCUAAACACGGAGGAACCGGCACCGUGCGUCGUCGGCGAACGACCGGUGCUCUCGGACAGCGAAAACGAUAUAUUUCUGCGUGUCGAGCAGGAGAUCGAGAAAAUGAUGCACACCAGUUCCUCCUCGGAGGACGAAUGUGAGGUGGUGAUGAUGGAAUCGGAGCUUUUUGCCUUUGAUGAGGAUGCUGAGUGUAUACAGUACGAGGAGAUCGUACCGGUGGACGAGGAACAGUACGCCAAGGAGGGUGUUAUCAGACAGCUCCGAACGAAAUACUUGUCCCAUCAGCCCGAUAGGCGGACGUUUAGUCAUCGAAUGCUACGAAAAUAUCUCAUCUACCAGCGUUUCAUUCAACUGAGAACGGAGGUGCUAGCAAGGGCCAGUGUCCCUUUGCGUGAGCUGAUCGAUCGACGAAGACGUACACUUCCGGUGCCAGUGGCGGAGCCCAUCGAUCGGCAAAAUGAAGACAGCAACUGCUCCAGUAGUUCCAGCAGCUCUAGUAGCAGCUCCGCGAGCAGUUCCUCCACUAGUUCCUCGUCGAGUUCGUCGUCCUCCAGCUCAUCGUCUGACAGCAAAAGAAGCAGGGUGACGGAAGAGGAAACGAUCGAUAUCGGUUCCAGCACCGAAAGUGCUUCAGAAGAUCUGUCGAGAAGCAACACGUUGGAGACGAACAACAAUGAAAUUGUGGUGGCAUUGAAGGUGGAGAGCGCAGCACCUUAUGAAUCUCGAGCCGAAUCUAGCAGCGAUCAGGUUGAUCGGCUUCCGAAGUCGCCGGAAAAGAGUAACAUUGAGGACAUCCGGAGCCCUGCUCCCGUAGACAGCGGAAGCAGUAGUAGUUUCGACGCUUGCAAGCCCAAAAGCAGCCCCUCCAGUAGCCCUGGAAGCAGCAGCAGCCAGGGCGACGCCAGCCCGUCCGUCACUUGUUCGGUGACAGCAACCCACGUGGCAACGGAUCGUCCUCGCACGGUGAUCGUUUCGCCGCCGAUUUCGCGUAAAAAGAAAAAGCUAUCGUUCGAGGAAAGUUUGCUACACAUUGAAGAACAAAUGUACCGCAAACCCUCGAGCCCCACACUGCUGCCGGGGGUGGCGGCGGGCAGCCGAUUGGCGGGCCCAUCCGUGGUGGUACCAGCGGCACGUCCAAACGUGAUCGUCAACGUGAACAACAAGCGAGAAGUGGCCCGCAAGUUGAUCAUACCCUCGUACAAGAUUUUCGACCAAACCGCCGACGAUCAAUCGGAGGUCUUGGUCGUGAAUGGGCAGCGCAAACCCGCGAUCGAGGUUACAACCACCACCACUGCUCAUGGGACCGAUCCGCGAGGUAAAUCGAUGACACCACCGCCCCGCCGUAGAACAUCCCUCAGUGCCUCGCCGUCAUACAGUCGCUCUAUUUCCGAGCACGGUCGACGGGUCCGUGAGCUGGGCCGGCGGAAAGCUUCCCUGGUGCGGCGCCGUAGCUGCUGCUGCUCGCCCCUGCGCCGCUCACCUGCGCGGGUAAACGCAUCACCGUCGGCGACAGCGGCGUCCCCGCCGUCACCAGCGCUGAUGCAGCUCAUCGAAAGCACCGCACGGUCGCCCGUACCGUACGUGCGGCUCAAGCGAGACGAUUACGUGGAAAAACUGGCGGAAAAUUAUCGCCGCCAGCACUACCCAAGGUCUUCGUAG